Messenger RNA from Microbotryum saponariae, 366 nucleotides. NCBI's taxonomy places the organism in Eukaryota, Fungi, Basidiomycota, Microbotryomycetes, Microbotryales, Microbotryaceae. The record is from the annotation of a GenBank genome assembly.
AUGGCCUGCAUGGUCGAGCCCCAGCGUGUGGGCUAUGAUUAUGUCCCACUCUCCUCGUUCGCCUCGCAUCAUGGGGAAGAGGUGUUCUUCGACGCCGUGGUCUACGGUGUCGAGAUCUUCGACAUUGAACGAGUCGAAAGGCCACACUGCCCCUUGCCGCCAGACCGAGGACCGUCCAACGUCCGGUUGCUCGUCAUGGACCGCAACGGCUGUGGUAUUGGGUGUCGCAACAGGGAAGAGGUGCAGCCAUGUGUCGUCACCGACGAAAGCGAUGCGUUUGCCAUGCCUGCGCGCCUGGGCCAACCAGUUAUCCUCGACAAUGCGUUCGCCUCCGAAAUUGCUCCCCGCAUCGACGAACGUGGGUAA